GCCAUGCGCUUUCCCAUGUCUGUGGCUGUUAAUCCCGGCCAUCGUGCAGCGGGUGACGGACGGGUCCUUCCGUAGCGCCGUCGCCGUCACUGGACUCAUCACUGGCGCCAGUCAGUCACUUCCGGAACCGACGUCACUCACAGAAGUGGAAUUUCCACCACCCAUGAUCCUGAUACCAACGGCUCAACGGUCCGCGAGUUCCCCCAACGACGACCGACCGACUCUUCCUUUCAGUCUCUCACUCUCAUCUCAUCCCGUGCACAUCACUCGAUAGGGCGCAUCUACAGAUCUACCGGCAAUCUCAUGUCGCUCAACCUCAAGUCCAUCUCCCCCCUGAAGCGGGCAUGGUACAAGUGGAAGGCCAUCAAGUUCCCAUGGCGUAAUAAGCUGCUCACAGGCCUUGACCUAGCCGGCAAUGCCUACUAUCAGUUCCGCCCCACUCGCUCCACCAUCCGCUGGCGCCGAAUAGUCCAGUACCCAGGCGGUCGCAGCACUCACUUCAGUGACGUCGCCGUUCCGCCCUCCUGGCAUCAAUGGCUUCGAUAUACGCGGGAGGACCCACCGACGAUAGAAGAGCAGGAGGCCGAGGUGGCACGACAGGAGAGGAUCAAAGUGCUGGCGAAGAUGGCGGACGAGAGAUGGGAGGCCAAGGCGAAGUACAUUCCGGAUUCGCCAGGUGAACCAUCAACCAGGACCAUUGGAAAGCCAGGCGAGGAAUAUGGGCAGCCGGUUCCGCCUGUGGUGGGAGAGGGUAUGAAGAAGAGCAGUCCCUACACGGAGGGGACAAGUGGAGGGGUUGUGAGCGGUGUUGAGACCAGUGGUGUCAGCAAUCAGGCUGGUUUUAGGAGUGAGGAGGCGAAGCAGGCUGCGAAGGAAGAGCAGGAAAAGAUCAGGGCGACGGCUAUGGAGACUGCUACUAAGACGGCCACGGCUACGGUUACCGGUGCGAGCUCCGCCACGGCACAUGCGACGCCAGCAGACCAAACGAGCGGAGCGAGGGAACAAACGUGGGAUCAGAUGAUGAAGCAGCAAAAGCAGCAGAAGAAGAAGGGUAUCGAUCCAUGGAAGCAGGCUCAGGCCAGUAAUCCCAGUGGGGAGUGGCAGCCUAAGGCGUGGGAUCCGUCUGCGAACUUGAGCAACAAAAAG
Neurospora tetraspora is the source of this 1146-nucleotide messenger RNA. RefSeq lists its product as uncharacterized. The annotation marks the transcript as partial. NCBI's taxonomy places the organism in Eukaryota, Fungi, Ascomycota, Sordariomycetes, Sordariales, Sordariaceae. Gene Ontology annotation, biological process: mitochondrial respiratory chain complex I assembly. The transcript is spliced from 2 exons. The record is from RefSeq and is a predicted model, not a curated record. Gene Ontology annotation, cellular component: membrane; mitochondrion.